This is a messenger RNA of Metopolophium dirhodum (rose-grain aphid), 4865 nucleotides long. RefSeq names its product MAP7 domain-containing protein 2 (gene ens). The record is from RefSeq and is a predicted model, not a curated record. Gene Ontology annotation, cellular component: microtubule cytoskeleton. Bases 220 to 3078 code for a protein of 952 amino acids. The transcript has 16 exons. Gene Ontology annotation, biological process: microtubule cytoskeleton organization. Lineage: Eukaryota; Metazoa; Arthropoda; Insecta; Hemiptera; Aphididae.
GUGUCGUUCGUGCUACUCAGUCGCUAGUCGCUCCGCCGCUGGUAAUCCGGCCAUGCGAUUCAGGAGCCAUUACACUAUCAAAUUUCAAUCGAUUCGCACGUGCGUACGUUAGUACAAUUUUUAUAUAUAUAUACUUAUGACGUAUAUAAAUAGUGUUCUAAUUUUAUUCGUGCGAAAUAUGAUGUGGUUUACGACGUGACAUGGUCGACGGAUUUUAUUAUGGCGGGUCUAUUAAGAGUACCACAUUACCGGCAUAGUGGCGAGAAUAGUAGGCGAACCGGUCCCGAAGAAGGGAUCGAUAAUUUGUUGCUGGUGCCGGAGAGUGUGCUGGAUAUGGACGGCAAUCAACUUAGGGACGACUUGAACGGAUUAAGAUUUGCAUUUCAAAAACAAUAUCUGCAGGCGGAUCUCGGUCCCCAGGGAAAUAUUUGGAUAUCAGGAGUGACCACUGUUAACUCUGACAACCGGCCAAGUACGGCACCAACACCACCUCAAAAUUCUUCUAGAGCAGGCGGACUUCAUUGGUUUGCCCAUGGUGCAGAAUCAUUUGACUUUUAUGAUGAAACAGACGAAACAGGAAAAGAAAAUGCAGUCAAAGACCGCGAAGAACGAUUACGACUUGUUCGUGAAAAACACGAUGAAGAACGUCAAAGAAAACUCGAUGAACUCAAACAACAGGCACUGGCUGUACAAAGGUAUCGAGAACAAAAAGAGGAGGAAAGACGGAGACGUUUAGAUGAAAUGCGUUCACGAGAUUCUGAAAGGCGACAGCAAGUGGAAGAAAGAAAAAGACAAUUGUUUGAAGCCGAGAGAGAGAAACGAGACGCUAUACUAAAAAAAAAUCUAGAACGCGAGGCCAGAAUUGUGUCAAAAAGAAGAAAUGAGCGUAGUUCAAUUGUUUUUGCAUUCGGAAGUUCGACGCCUCGCAUGCUUGAACCAUCAGAAACCGGCGGAUCGUACUGGGCUAGUCGCAGAGCUACAUCUACCAGCAAUGUGAUGAUGCUGAGCAGUACAACUCCCAUGGGCCCUCUGACAAGGAGGUCGUCAGAGCGCGAGCUGAACGAAUGUUCUGGGAAAAAAAGGGCUGCUUCAGCUGGCGGUCUGUCGAACCGCAGUACUGACGAUUUUUCAGAGUACAAUAAUAAGAGACAUUCCGUAAUGGAUGUUUUGCGUUGGAGUGAUAUGUGUUACCCUGUUAUCCCAGAAUACCCUGUAGAUGUGGGGUGUGAAGGCGGUGAUGGGAGCGCCGAACGGAGGGCGGCCAGACGGAAGACGGACCUGAUGCCCACCAUCGUGUCCCCGCGUGACCUGACGCCCUGCAGCCGUCCCGGAUCGUCCAGUUCGUCCCGUCGGUCACCAGGUAGGGCGAGUUCGAUGACUCGGCUGGACGGCACCGCAGCCACCGCUUUCGGCGGCGGAGGCGUACGACUACUGUCGUCGGCGCGCAGCAUGAGCCACUUGGCCGGCGGCGGCGGGCGAUCUGUUGUUUUAGGUGCCAACAAGGAUCGCUCGACGCACCACCGUAGUAUGAUCGCCUUGAACCCGGUGCCGCCGCCCAGACCCACCAGAGCCGAGCGACUGCGCAAGCGCGCCAGAGAAUUCGCAAACGGCGGUGGUGCAGGCAUGAAAUCUGGUGAAAUGACGCCGAAUCGACCCCAGAGUUCCAUGAGUCAGUCGAGCACUGGACCUUUGCCAACGCAACCGAGGUCCAGGCCCGUGGCGACGCCACGCAAACCACGACCAAUCAGUAUAGCUGUGACCGGCGUCACAUCCGAUCCACCCGCAAAGUCUCCGGCCACUGGUGAAAGACCGCCACUGCCCAAAGUGAAUGUUACCAAAAAGUCGAUUACCCCUAAGGUGGAGACGAAAAAGUUCCCCAACGACAAUACGAAACAGCAGUCAUCGACGGCUGUGAAGGACAAAAAUAAAAACGCAAAGAAUUCUACUGAAACUUCCGAUAACGUCGAAUCUUCUGAUCAGCAGCACACCACUGCGGUGGUAUCCAAAGACGAAGACAGUCAUCGUGAAAAUUCGAUACAAGGGUCGGUGAAUGACCUGGCUGAAUGCGACAUGACCGCUUCGAUGUUGGCUACGAAACAGAAGAUCUCGACGGAAGAAGAAGCCAAGGCCGCGUUGGCGGAACGCAGAAAACUGGCGCGUGAACAAGCAGAGAGAGACGCGGAGUUAGAAAGACAACGAUUGGAAGCCGAGCGAUUGGCAGAAGAAGAACGUUUGCGUUGUGAAGAAGAAGAACAACGCCGGCAAGAAGAAGAACAACUGCGAAUGCUGGAAGAGGCUCGGAAAUCCGAAGAGUUGCGGUUGCAGUUGGCCAUCGAAGAGACGAAAAAACGCGAAGAAGAAGAUAAAAAACGGAAAGAGGAAGAGCACAAGUUGAAACUGGAGAAGGAAGAAGCUGACCGCAAAGCAAAAGAAGAAGCAGAAAAGCUGAGACAAGAGAUGGAAAUCAAAUUGAAAAAGGAGGAAGAAGACAGGCAGCUUAGACGUAAACGAGUCGAAGCCAUCAUGCUACGGACUAGGAACCAAGGCAAAGGAAACGCGUCGACUAAAGAAGAGACUGAAUCUGCCGAGCAACACGCCGGUGAGAAUAAAACGGAAAAACCGUCGUCUGACCCGAUGACGACUAGUCAAGGACCGGUAUCCGAGACCGAUGCGAUGCUGAACGCCGAGAGGGUUCAUUCGUCGUCAUCGACGACGUCAUCAGCAUCCUCGUCGCCAACAUCACCGACCGGCGAUACGCAGUCUAACGGAUUGCUUCCGGUAGAAACUUCCGGUUCCAAACAAAACGGCCGUGCAGACAACUCGGCGGUGCAUCAAAGCAAUGGCUGCCUUCCGACGGCAAACGGUGGCACCGUUUUCAGCUCGGAAGUACAAUUAAACAACGUGACUAACAAUCUGCUAGAUUUAUCGUUGGAACCUAUUCCGUCUGACGCUCUGUCAACGCAACAAAUCAUUGAUAUCGGCAUGAGCAAGUGCAUUCAAGGCAACACCGCGGACUUUCCCGCGUACCAAGAAACUAAUAGAUCAGAACAACAAAUUGUCAAUGAUCUACUGUCUUAAUAAACACUAGAAGUGGAUGCGAUUGUUGUUGCGUUGUUGUGGGUAUUGUAUACUUGGCGGUAGAUUGAAGUAUUAAACACGAGUGCUACUUUUAUUGUUAUUUUAUUAUUUUUAUCUAAAUUAUUAAGUAGUUAAAAAGAAAAACUGAAAAAAAAGUAAAUCGUUCAAUAACAAUUAUUAUUAUUAUAAUUAUUAUUUAGACACGUCUAGACAUACUACUGCGAUAAAUAUCCAUCAUCUACUAUCUUAAACAAUAAUUUAAUAAAUCCUUUCUUUCUAAUACCUUUUCGUCUUCAUAAAUAUAUAAUAAUAAUAAUAAUAAUAAUAAUAGCUCUUAUCGUGUUAACUAUGAACACAUUUUAAUAUGUAUUGUUAUUAUCACGUUUAAUGUACAUUAAUAAUAAUACAAAUCUUUUGAUGUAUUAAUUAUAUAAAUAUAAAAACGACUUGAGAUCGCUUUGUCUUGAAGAAAAACCGUCCGAAUGUAUCUCGGUAAUGAAACAACGUGUUUAGCCAGUAACUCUAAACAAUUAAUGACAAGAUGAGCAUAAUAAUUAAUAUACAGGCGAUGUUAUUGUAUGGGUGUAUUGCCCAGUAAGAACUGUCUGAUUUUUUUUACUGUCUCUUAUAUAUAAAUUUAUAUUUUUUUUUUAGAAAUCUAUCCAGUACAACCCAUUGUACCACUCUGCUUUUAAUCCAACAAUUAUGUUGUGUAAAUUGUAUUGUUUCAAUAUUUUUAAAUACUUUUUUUUACAAAAUUUUUAAACCAACAUUAUAUCGUUUUUACAAUAUUAUUUGAUUUACUUUUGAUAAUGAUGUUGUUGUUGACCAAUGGUUGAUCUUAAGAAAACCACACAGCAACCAAUAGGGUGGGUGGAGGUUUAGGGGAAGCUGUGUCUUAUGCAAUAGGUAAAUCAUUCUCCUGAGACUGCGUAGAAACGACUGAGCAAAAAUUGUGUCUUACACACACAAGAUUAAUUAUUAUCCAUCAACCUCCCUGAUCUCAAAAAAGUAUAAUUUAAUAAACACAUAUUUUUUAAUUGUUUCCAUAAUUAAUUGUUGCGAGUGAAUUAUUUUUUUGCAUACUCAGUUAUUUGUUUUACUGUGGUUAUUGAUUUGUGGAUUUUUUAAUUUCUCUAAAUAUUAUUCUAUAUCAGUGAUUUAUUAAGUUUGAGGUCUGUAGUCGUUAUCAUUGUUAAUAAUUUGUAACAUAGAUUAUAAUUGGCCCAAAAAAAAUCAUUAUGUUUUCCAACAAUUUAAUAAUCAGUAGUAGUAUGUGCAUGCGUGUAUGACAAUGUUUGUUGCAUGGAAAGACAAAGCCAUCUUAUAUGUUUAUUUUAUUUUAUCAUCAAUUUUUUUUUUAAUUAUUAAAAUUAAUAGUAACAAGGAAGAGCUCUAUAAAUACCUAAACUAAACGAACAUGUUAAUCAUUGAUUUUGUAAACUAAAUAGCGAUAUUAUUUUAUAUAACUAACAUUUUUAAUCGUCGCUAUUCAUAAUAAUAAUUGUUUUAUUUUUAUUAUUAUUUUUAAUUACUUUUUACUUUUUUUAUGUAAAAACAGUUUCUAAAUGUAAUUUUUAUUUAUAAUACCCCAAUAGACUAUUAUUGAAUUUUACGUUUAUUUUUCAGCCAUUAAUAUUAUAUAAAUAUAUUACCUUCUUUUUUUUUAAAAACUGAAUUCAUGUAAAACUUAGCAAAGUAUUUUUUUCAGUUUAUUGUUAAAAUGUAUGUUCAAUAAAAAGAAAAACGACUAAAGUAAUAUAUAUUAUAUAUUAUAUAAUUUGUAA